Molecule: messenger RNA, 1580 nt
Organism: Gavialis gangeticus (Gharial)
Lineage: Eukaryota; Metazoa; Chordata; Crocodylia; Gavialidae
Gene: DIPK1C
Product: family with sequence similarity 69 member C
Exons: 4
Source: RefSeq, a predicted model, not a curated record
CUCGCCACGCUGCUCUUCCUCGGCCACCCCAGCGUCUUCUCCGAGCGCUGCACGGACGAGCGGAGCCGGCGGAUCCUGGCCAGGCUGUGUCUCGACUACAGCAAAGGAGCCUUGACUGGUGACCUGUGUGAAGACUUGUGUAUAGCACAGAAGCUGGUGUACAAGCACUGUCUUUAUUAUGACAGAGGUAAGAAAGUGAUCCAAGCUGAGUGGAGAGGUCAGCCAGUCAUCCUAAAAUCCAAAAAGGAAAUUUUCUCCAGUUAUCAGCGCCUCACUUUGCUAGAGGAAAUGGAAGCACAGGAUGUUCCUGAAGCAGAGCUUUUGCUCAUGGUUGCCUUGGAGGUCAAAAAUGUCUUGGGUCUGGAAUUUUCCAACAGCAGCAUAGGACCUUUGUGGACUAAAAGGAGAGGGCUGCAUUGGAAAGCACAAAUGGCUAGCAUGUGGUCCUUGCUUCAGCAGGAAGAAUAUAUCUAUUUCAGUCUACUGCAAGACUUCAGUAAACAUGUCCUACGGGUCCUUGGCUCCUGUGGCCAUUUCUAUGCAGUGGAGUAUCUCACUGCUGGACAUGCCUGGCACAAAACACUUUUCCCUUUGGAGGAUGCAGUUGGCCCCUCCUUCAGUGGCACUAAAAGCAAAGUGAAAGCAAUCAUUGACAUUGCACUCAGUUUCCUGGAUAUGGUUCAUCAUUUUGAUAAUGACUUUUCUCACCGGCUUCACCUGUGUGAUAUCAAACCAGAAAACUUUGCUAUCAGAAACGAUCUCACGGUAGUUGCGAUUGAUGUGGAUAUGGCCUUUUUUGAACCUAAAAUGAGGGACAUUCUUGAACAGAACUGCACAGGAGAUGAAGACUGCAAUUUUUUUGAUUGCUUUUCAAAGUGUGACUUGAAAAUCAGGAAGUGUGGAGCACAGAGGGCCAACAACAACCUGCAGGUCAUUUGUGACAAAAUAUUCCGUCACUGGUUUUCUUCGAAUCUCAGGGGACCCGCAGUUCCCUUCCCCUUCCAGUUGCAGUUGCAGAAGGCUGUGCACAGGUGUGCUGAUCCAGGGUCCAAGGAUUUUGCUCCAUACCAGAGAACUUCUCUGAACUCCCUCUCUGAGUUGUACCAACUGCUCCUAGCCAGUCAAAAAGAACUGCGAAUGGCGGAUGGGUAGCCCCAUCACAAGCACAGUAAAUUGAAGCUGUAUGAAAAAUGGCCUGCAUUUUCUCUCUCUCCCCCACCUUCUCUAACCUUUUGUAUUAAUUUUUACAGAAUAUAGAUUGUUCUUCUGCUAUGCAAAUGAAAGUCACAACUGCAGAUGCAGCAAAUACUACGAAUACCCUUUGAAGUGUGAAAUUGUUUUAUGUUACAUGGCAAUGUACAGUAUAUGUGGACUUUAUUCUCAUUUGUUUUUCUGAGUGCAUAUUGGCUCAGCCCAUUGACAUUCUGCACUGUUGUUUGCACAACAAAUUGUAACUCCUGCUCAAAUAACAUCUGUCUGAAUGCUGGGCCAAGAGUGAUAAUACAUUUAGACACAGAUGCCGCUUUGAAGGUGAGAAGUGUAAUUGCUUAGCAGAACUAAAAUGAAUAAGUUAAAAUAGG